AUAAUCCCAUUUGGCAUGAGUCGAGUCGUCUGCUUCGCAAUCAAAACAUGCAGACGUCGCUCGGGGAAGAAGAAAAGCUCGAAGAAGAAAGGUCGUUUUCGUUUUGCGCUUCCGCAUUCUGACAGGCGCAGCCAAUUUCCGACGUUCUUUUCGCAUUUCCUGACCCUUUCCACGUGCUGCAGCUUUGCAGUUUUCGACACUUCGAGCCCCGGAGUGCGGAAGAACGGAUUGGAGCGAGGAGACAUCAUCGGCGUGGGAACAUCAGUCAUUUUGUCCAAUAUGGUGACUUCGACAGACAAGCCUGUGAGCGGUGAUGGGGAUUCUGCACCUAUCAUUCCCAAGGCAGAUGGCCUUCCUAUUGGCAAUUAUCGCAUUGUGGGCUGGGACCUGGAUAUCUCAGGACGCCGCCUUGUCGACGAAAUUCUGCAAAUAGCUGCCUACACUCCUGAUAAGGAGUUUUCUCUGUAUGUUAUGCCCAGUCGAGACUUGAAUAUUGCUGCCCGGCGCAGACACAAGCUGAAGGUUGUCACCAUCAAUCGGUACAGAGUCUUGAAGCACCUCAAGAAUAGCAAGGCUAUCAAGACCAAAAGUGAAAUUUCUGGCCUUCGUGACUUUGUUGAAUGGCUCGAAGCAGUCAAGGGUGAUGCCAAAGAUGGUAUUAUCUUAGUAUUCCAUGAGCAGCUUCAAGUAUGCCCUGCACUCCUCUUGCACUGUUUAGGAAGGUAUCCUCAUGCCGAACUCCUGCAACGGUUCAAGAAUGUUGUUGCUGGAUUUGCGAAUGGUUUCGCUGUUGCCCAGAGCAAAUGUGCUAACUCAACUACCAACUGCCACCUUCGGACACUUUCUGCCGUUCUCCUGGGGAAGGAAGAAGGCCAGGAGAGUGCUGCUGACAGAGCAAGACUUAUUUACCAGGUGCUGCAGAAGCUCUGUACUGAUGAUGGUGCAGACAACUCUGGAGCUGGGGACUCCGCUGCUCCUACUCUGGCUAGCAUGAUUUCCUGUGUACGUGAAUACACUCAACCUUGCCGCCGUGAGGAAGAACUACUUAUUGAACAGCAAGAGAUGAUUAAACGCCAAGAUGCCUUGAGACCAGUCUUCUUGCAACUGAUCCGGGGCAACCGGAAGGAUAAGCUUCGUGCUUACUCGCUUCGGAAACAGUUGCUGGAUGCCAAUAUUGACAUGGCACUUAUCACUGAGGCAUGGAAUUCUGGUCAGAGAGACGCUGUAGCGACACUUCUGAAGGAGAAGGCUCAGUUAGCUAAUGAAGAUGAUUUAGAAGAAUUAACCAAGAAAAUAGAGUGGCACUUUGUACCUGAACUUCGACCAAAACGAGAGCCACGGCAGUCAUUCUCCAAGAGGUCUAGGAAGUCUAGCAAAAGUAUUGACAAGACAGAUGGCACUUCUGACAUUAAUUCAUCAGCUGACAACAAUUCAUCAGAGGCUACAACUCCUACGGAGUCUCCUGAUGUCACUGUAAUUUGCCCUGAGAAGCCAUCCACUCCAGAGAAAGUGCCGGCCUCCCCUGAAAAAUCACCUAAGUCACCAAAAUCGAAGUCUCCCAAGUUGCCAGCCUCUUCCGAGAAGACUACUUCUUCUCCGGAGAAGGUGCCAGCUUCUCCUGAGGCUUCCACUACUGUGGAGAAGUCGCCAACCACUCCCGAGAAAACUACUCCUGAGAAGCCAUCUUCCUCUCCUGAGAAGUCUCAAGCCUCUCCUAAGUCUAAGUCCUCUAACAAGUCUAGGAAGUCUCCUGAGAAGUCUCGCAACAAAGCCAAAGAGUCGCAAGGAGCUGUUGCUUGCUAAACUUUUGAAGUUAACUAGGAUUGCCAUCUAGUCUUUAGACUACACAAUGUGUUCGGAAGUUUUGUCUUGGUUCAUUGAACUGUUCAUAGACCUAAUUUGAAGUGCCAGAUGAGCUAAAGGUAUUUUUAUUUUUUAAUGAUUGAAACUGUUUUAUAAUGUAACAACUACAUUAAAUUUUGGGACAGUUGUCCAACUUGUUUAUUUAUUUUUAUCUAAGUGAGAAUUGUUUAAGGCACUUGGUUUAAUUGUUUUGUUGUUUUUGUACAGUUUCUGUUCUGUUUGAAUGAUCAUGAUGCAUCGAAACUGACUAUGGGGGUAACUUGUCUCCUUUUUGUGGAUAGAGACCUUUAAAUGUGGUUUUAUUUUGAUGACUUGUAUUCAGGUGUUCAAUUUGUCCAUUUGGCAAGGGUACUGAACAUUCCUAAGUUAUGGUUUCGAUUGUCAUGGAGCCAUUUUGUUUUUGUUUGAUUCUAUCAAUUAAAUCUCUAAUAAAGUUACAUGCAUAAAUGA
Thrips palmi is the source of this 2313-nucleotide messenger RNA. RefSeq names its product maternal protein exuperantia (gene exu). Gene Ontology annotation, molecular function: protein homodimerization activity; RNA binding. The record is from RefSeq and is a predicted model, not a curated record. The coding region runs from base 16 to 1803 and encodes 595 amino acids. The transcript is spliced from 7 exons. Lineage: Eukaryota; Metazoa; Arthropoda; Insecta; Thysanoptera; Thripidae. Gene Ontology annotation, biological process: bicoid mRNA localization.